AUGAUAGAGAAGGAAGGUUUUGAGGGUUCUUAUAAUGCUGCAAAUUUAAAAUCUAGUGAGGGCCCAUCUCAAUAUCCACUGGAAUACAAGACCCUCUGGAAAGAAAGCAAGUCCGGACCAUUGGUAGAGGUUGCAGGCGAUGAUCAGCCCCUUCUUUUGCCACCUCAUGUUUUGGCAAACAAGAGUGUCAAGGAAAAACAGCCAAAAAUAGAGUAUGAAGGACAAACAGGCAACAUUAUCCAGAAAAAACGAGCAAAAAUGAAUUCCAAGGGAAAACGGGUACAAAUAGAGUUUGAAGAAGAAACAGGCAAAAUUUUCCAGAAAAAACCGGCGAAAAGUAGGUUCAAAGGAAAACGGGCAAACAAGAAAAAACUCAGCCUUCCAGAACCAAAAGUAAUAGAGUUCCAAGCCGGAGAUGAAGUGGAGGUGAUGUUGAAGGAGGAAGGUUUCGAGGGUUCGUACUAUGCUGCAAAAAUACUAUCUAAGGAGGAUGCAUCUCAGUAUAAAGUGGAGUAUAAAACCCUCUUGAAAGAAGACGAUUCCGGACCACUAGAAGAGGUUGUCGAAGUUCAUCAGCUCCGCCCUUCGCCACCUCCUUUUCCGGUCAGCUAUUUCAGCUUGUAUGAGUUAGCUGACGUGUAUGAGAGCGAUGGCUGGUGGGCUGGGAUCAUAAAUGGGAAAUUCCAGUCAGACUAUUUCGUCUACUUCCCUACAACUCAAGAAGAGAUCCCUUACCGCUUGAGCAAUUGA
Coffea arabica (coffee) is the source of this 750-nucleotide messenger RNA. The record is from RefSeq and is a predicted model, not a curated record. Lineage: Eukaryota; Viridiplantae; Streptophyta; Magnoliopsida; Gentianales; Rubiaceae.